This is a messenger RNA of Alternaria postmessia, 903 nucleotides long. RefSeq names its product structural constituent of ribosome (gene RPS0). Gene Ontology annotation, cellular component: cytosolic small ribosomal subunit; ribosome; 90S preribosome. Gene Ontology annotation, molecular function: structural constituent of ribosome. Gene Ontology annotation, biological process: ribosomal small subunit assembly; cytoplasmic translation. Bases 1 to 903 code for a protein of 300 amino acids. The transcript has 3 exons. The record is from RefSeq and is a predicted model, not a curated record. Lineage: Eukaryota; Fungi; Ascomycota; Dothideomycetes; Pleosporales; Pleosporaceae.
AUGGCUCCUUCCAACCUUCCCGCCAUCUUCAACCCCACCCAGCAGGACAUUGAGAUGCUCCUGGCUGCUCAGUGCCAUCUCGGCAGCAAGAACCUCCAGGUUCACAUGGAGCCAUACCUGUGGAAGACCAGGCCCGACGGUGUCAACGUCUUGAACAUUGGCAAGACCUGGGAGAAGAUUGUCCUUGCCGCGCGCAUCAUCGUCGCCAUUGACAACCCGGCCGACAUCUGUGUCAUCUCUGCCCGUCCCUACGGACAGCGUGCCGUCCUCAAGUUCGCAUCGCACACCGGUGCCACCGCCAUCGCUGGUCGUUUCACCCCCGGUAACUUCACCAACUACAUCACCCGUUCCUUCAGGGAGCCCCGCCUGGUUAUCGUCACCGACCCCCGCACCGACGCCCAGGCCAUCAAGGAGGCUUCCUACGUCAACAUCCCCGUCAUUGCCCUCUGUGACGGAGACUCACCUACCGAGUACGUCGAUGUUGCCAUCCCCACCAACAACAAGGGUCGCCACGCUAUUGGUUUGAUCUGGUGGAUGCUUGCCCGUGAGGUCCUCCGCCUCCGCGGCACCCUCGCCAACCGCGAGACCGAGUGGGACGUCAUGACUGACUUGUACUUCUACCGCGACCCCGAGGCUGAGGAGAACAAGGACAGCGCUGGUGUUGAGGAGGCCAAGGUCCCUGGUGCCGACGAGGUUGGCCCUGGUGCCGUCGCUGAUGGCUUCACUAGCGAGUGGGAGGUCUCCGGCGCAUCUGCUGGUGCUUUCACUGCCCAGGCCGCCGCUGCCCCCGGCACCAGCUGGGACGCUGACACCGCCGACUGGGCUGCGUCUGGCGAUGCUCAGACUGGCAACGAAGGCUGGGGUGCUGAGACUGCUGCCCCUGCUACCACCACCCAGUGGUAG